Populus nigra (black poplar) is the source of this 1954-nucleotide messenger RNA. RefSeq lists its product as uncharacterized. Lineage: Eukaryota; Viridiplantae; Streptophyta; Magnoliopsida; Malpighiales; Salicaceae. The coding region runs from base 942 to 1700 and encodes 252 amino acids. The transcript is spliced from 8 exons. The record is from RefSeq and is a predicted model, not a curated record.
UAAGUCGCAAUACUAUCAUUUGAUUGACAGGUUGAUUUGUCUUGUUUUGACUUUGCCUGUUUCCACUGUCACUAUAGAGUGGACAUUUUCAGCUACAAAACAUGUUAAAACUGUGCUUCGCAAUAAAAUGGAAGAGGAGUUCUUAGCAGAUUCUAUGAUGAUUUAAAUUGAACGAGAGCUUGUUGAAGAUAUUGAUUCGGAUUCGAUCAUAGAUGAAUUUUAUUCUACAAAACAUCGAAGCGUGCAACUUUAAUAGUAUAAUUUAUUUUUAUUUUUAUUUUGAAUUUUAUGUACUUUAAAUUUUAUUUUUUAUAUAUUUUAUGUUAUGUAUUUGAAUUAAAACUUUAUUAUUAACUUGAUAAAUUUAUAUAUCUGAGUGAAUGAUUAAUCUUAAAAAAUAAUUUAUAUAUACUUUUAUCAUAAAAAAUUACUAACUCCGCCACUGCUUGAACCCACAUCAAUCCCUUUUUAAUUGUGGGGGUGGAUCUUCGAAAUCUUUGAGUUCCCCUUCAAAUCAUAGGAAUGUGUCUUUAAUGUCUAGAUUAUGGAAUAUCCCCAGUGAGCUGGCCUCACUUGUGUCCUCCAUGUUAUCACAGCCACGCACGCCAUGAGUUCGGAGGCGGGUAGUCAAAGCACCAUUCCCAAUAUCUUAAAGCAUGUUGGAUUGAAACAAAGAUGGUAAUUAAUAGCAUUAUUGAAGAUUACAUAACCAACAUGGGACGGCCAACGAGUACCCUUCUUUUAUUGAGGUCAAAAAAACAAAAACAAAAUCAAAAUCACACCUAUUUUUUGCCCUCUUUUCUGAUUAUUUUUCCAUGUUCUUAGUCAGCAAUGACGGCUCCUCCUUCUUUAAUGAAUGUUGAGCAUCAGUAAACUAAGAAACACCCACUAGUAAAUAGUAAGAAAACAUUUAUUACCUUCACGACAUGUAUUAGACGCUAAUGGUGCGGUGUCGAGCGGUUCCCUGCGUUUUAUUUCGUCGUCUCCAGGUUAGAACACCGGCCAGCUAUUUCAUCCUCAGACGCCGCCGGUUUCCGGGACCGACCUACCGACCCAUCACCUGCUCAGAUCACAUCAAAACGCAUCUGAUGUCUAACUCAACGUUCUCUGAUUCUAAGGCUGACCUUGGAAACUGCAUGGAUGCUGUCAUUAACGAGGACACAUCAAUGAAUGCUGCUGUGAUAAACAAGAUGAGGAAAAGAAUGGCUGGCAUGAACAAGCAUAUUGCAAAAUAUAAGAAUGCAAACACCUCCCUGGUGAAGGAAAAUCUCUAUCUGAGGAACAGACAAGCUUGGAUGAAAAAAUCUCAGUCCUUGAAUGCUGCUGUGAUAAACAAGAUGAGGAAAAGAAUGGCUGGCAUGAACAAGCAUAUUGCAAAAUAUAAGAAUGCAAACACCUCCCUGGUGAAGGAAAUUGUCUAUCUGAGGAACCGACAAGCUUCGAUGACAAAAUCUCAUAAGCGUCAGAAGAGAAUCUUGGUCCACUUGAAGGACAAGUGCAAUGAACUGACUGACAAGACCACAGGCCUUUCCACGCUACUGAUGGAGUCCUGCUAUGCUCAGCCUCAAGAAAGAAUUAAGGAACUAGAAGCAAGCAAUGCACAGCUGCGGGAAAGAAAUGCUAAGCUAGAGAAUGAAAGUAAUGCACGUGAUGAGGUGAGCAAGGAAAACGACCAUGAACUGGAUCAGGCCAAAAUUUAAGCCUUGCUGGUGAUUUAUCAGUGACCAUGUUGACUGGUCAAAGGACAAUGAAGUGGUUGAUAUGAAACAAAAUGCAUGGCUGCCUUUGAUCGGAUCAAAUGAACAUUUACUAUGUCAAACAUACAUAUGUUUAAAUUGCUUUUGCACUGACAGUUUGGAAGUUUGUUUGGUAUCUUUAAAUUGGGAUUUUAAUAAGUUGUAUGUUGUUUGUUUUGAUUAAAAAGCUGCCCUGAGUAGCAUAUAUACUUGUGAUA